AUGUUGUAUUAGUUUAUUUAAGAUUUUAUACCUAUAGAAUUUUCUCGUCAUCGAUACUUUUACAACUAACGCGAAACUGCUUCAUAGCCAGCUUUUAAUAACAUACGAACUUGUGUGUUGAAGUGACGUGAACUACCAUAAACAUUCGUUUAGUCUCUGAACCGUGUUAGCGUGCGUAACUGUUUGGUGUAAAUCCGUUUGAUAUGUGCAUUCAGUAGUAAUUAUUUUGAAGAGAUGGCUAGCCCGUCACCUCAAAGCAGUCCGAUGCCGCCACCGCAGGCACCUAGCCCUAUGGGACCGCCGACUCAGAGCCCGGCACCGCCACAGUCUCCGCAUAGCCCCUACAACCAACAACAUGUCAAUGGACCGCCCCCGUCUCACCCUCCUGGCGCCGGACAGCCGCCGAUGCCUAAUCAUAUGUCACCAUCAGGUCCACCGCAUUCUAUAGCAUCAAAUUCUAAUGGACCUCCUGGUGUACCUCAGCAGCAUUCUGGAAUGCCACCGACUGGACAUCAGAUGCCUCCUCACAUGGUUGGCCCACAUAUGCCAGGGCCACCCGGCCAUCCGAUUGGUCCUGGAGGAGCUCACCCACCUGGGCCCAAUGGCCACCCUGGAGCACCACAACAUCCAAUUAUGCCUGGACAAGGUCCACCUCAUGGGUACAUGCAACACCAAAUUGGCCAUAUGCCACCCGGGCAGGCACCAAUGCCAAUGGGCGGAGGACCACCUCCUGGUAAUGGCCCGCAGGGUCCGCCUGGAGCUCCAGGCGUACCUUUGCCUCUAUCGGGCCCACCGCCGCACGGAGUACAUCCGCAGGGAAUGCCGCCUGCCACUCCAGGUCACAUGUCUUCGCACCAUCCGAUGAUGCCAGGUCAAGGCCCUCCACCGCACGCUGCUUCACCUGGUUACGGUCACGUUCCUCCUUCCGGAGCUGCUGGAGGCCCUGCAGCGUCCCCCUCUGGAGCUCCGCCUAGUGCUCCGCCUCAGGGUGGUGCUCCUCCACAUCCUCCAGCUGCUCAGACACCUCCGCACGGACAACCACCACCAACUUCAUCGGCUAACGGCCCUCCUCCAGCGUCAUCUCCAAUGCAGGGUUCACUACCAGCCCCCGGCCCUGAUAACCUGCACGCCAUUCAACGAACUAUCGACUCUAUGGAGGAGAAAGGCCUCCAAGAAGAUCCAAGAUUUUCGCAGUUGUUAGCACUGCGAGCACGGUCAAACCCUGGCCAGGACCCUAGCAAGGGAUUGUUUAGCAACAAUCAGCUCUGCCAGCUCAAGGCUCAAAUAACAGCAUACCGAAGCCUUGCAAGAAAUCAGCCACUGUCGCAGCAGAUAGCCAUGAUGGCGUCCGGCAAGCGCACAGGCGAGACGCCGCCAGAGUGCCCAACUCCGCCAGCUCAGCCCCCUUACGGUGAGGGGCAGGGCGCACCCCCUAGUUCUGCGGCUGGGCUCGGCGGGCUCAGCGCCACGGGUGGCAAGGCGGGGGCCGGCGGCGCAGCUGGAGACGCAGCCCGCGGCGGCGGUGGGGCUCCUCCCACACCGCUUCCUAUGACCGGGCAGAUGGCACCUCCAACACAACUAACUCCACCUUUAGUAAAUCCUCCUGUAAGUGGGGGACCACCUUUACGUGGACCGGCACCACUGCGUCCACAAGCUCCAGGCACGCAGCCUCAACAUCAGCCAGGGGUACCAAUACCAGGAACUAAGCAAAAUCGUAUCACCAGCAUGCCCAAACCUGUGGGCAUUGAUCCUCUACAGAUUUUAAAUGAACGAGAAAAUAGGAUUGCUGCACGCAUCGCCCAUCGCAUCGAAUUGCUUUCUAACCUGCCAGCCAAUAUGCCCGAUGAUCUCCGUCUGCAAGCACAAAUUGAGCUCAGGGCUCUUCGAGUGCUCAACUUCCAGAAACAAUUACGUUCUGAGAUUCUGGGUCAAGUCCGUCGCGAUACGACAUUAGAAACAGCAGUGAACAUCAAAGCGUAUAAGCGUACGAAGCGACAAGGUCUGCGAGAAGCUCGAGCGACAGAAAAGUUGGAGAAACAACAGAAACUGGAGGCAGAGCGGAAACGGCGACAGAAACACCAAGAGUUCUUGCAGACUGUACUACAACAUGCCAAGGACUUUAAGGAAUACCAUCGUAACAACAUAGCGAAGCUGUCGCGUAUGAACAAGGCUAUCAUGAACCACCAUGCUAAUGCCGAGCGGGAACAGAAGAAGGAACAGGAGCGUAUUGAAAAAGAACGUAUGAGACGUUUGAUGGCGGAAGAUGAAGAGGGAUAUCGAAAACUUAUCGAUCAGAAGAAAGACAAGCGCUUGGCAUUCCUUCUGUCGCAGACCGAUGAGUACAUUGCCAGCCUUACGGAGAUGGUUAAGCAACAUAAGCAGGAGCAACGUAAAAAACAACAGGAAGAAGAGCGUAGGAAAAGGAAAUCGAGAAAAAAGAAGUUGCUGGAAGGUGGCGAGAUCGAUGCAUUGGAUGACAGCUCGCAAACAUCAGACUCGCGCGUUAACGUAAUGGACCCUAAAACUGGCGAGAUAUUGAGGGGAGAAGAAGCGCCAUUGUUAUCUCAGCUGAAGGACUGGAUGGAGACUCAUCCAGGCUGGGAGGUGAUGUCUGACUCUGAGGACUCUGGAGAUGACAGCCAAGACGAUGAUGAAAAGAGAAAAGGACACAGAGAUGAGAGAAGUGACAAAGAAAAGACUGAAGAAGAGAAAGCGCGGGAAAUGAUCAAGAAGGCAAAGGUCGAAGACGAUGAAUAUAAGACAGAAGAACAGACUUAUUACAGCAUUGCACACACAGUCCACGAGUCUGUUACUGAACAAGCCAACAUCCUUGUUAACGGAAAACUUAAGGAAUAUCAAAUCAAGGGUCUGGAGUGGCUGGUAUCUUUGUUCAAUAAUAAUCUGAACGGCAUUUUAGCAGACGAGAUGGGCCUGGGUAAGACCAUCCAAACUAUAGCAUUGGUCACGUAUCUGAUGGAGAAGAAAAAAGUUAAUGGACCUUUCCUCAUUAUUGUACCAUUGAGUACUCUAUCUAAUUGGGUGUUGGAGUUUGAAAAGUGGGCGCCGACGGUGUCAGUGGUGUCCUACAAGGGAUCUCCUCAAUCGCGUCGCCUUGUACAAGCACAAAUGAGAUCUACUAAAUUCAAUGUACUGCUUACGACUUAUGAAUAUGUUAUCAAGGAUAAGGCUGUACUGGCUAAGGUACAAUGGAAGUAUAUGAUAAUCGACGAGGGUCAUCGUAUGAAAAACCAUCAUUGCAAACUGACACAAGUAUUGAACACGCACUAUAUAGCACCGCACCGCUUACUUCUGACCGGUACCCCGCUACAGAACAAGUUGCCGGAAUUGUGGGCGCUGUUGAACUUCUUGCUUCCCUCAAUCUUCAAGAGUUGCUCUACAUUCGAACAGUGGUUCAACGCGCCUUUUGCUACCACUGGUGAAAAGGUUGAACUAAACGAGGAAGAAACAAUCCUUAUCAUCCGUCGUCUGCACAAAGUGCUGCGCCCCUUCUUGCUGCGUAGGCUCAAAAAAGAAGUGGAGAGCCAACUGCCUGACAAGGUGGAAUACAUUAUCAAGUGUGACAUGAGUGGGCUACAACGAGUUUUGUACAAACAUAUGCAGUCGAAGGGAGUGCUGUUGACUGAUGGCUCAGAGAAGGGCAACAAAGGUAAAGGCGGUGCUAAAGCGCUAAUGAACACCAUCGUACAGCUGCGCAAGCUUUGCAACCACCCAUUCAUGUUCCAACACAUUGAGGAGAAGUUCUGUGACCAUAUUGGUACAGGUGGUGGUGUGGUCUCAGGGCCGGACCUAUACCGAGUAUCUGGUAAAUUCGAACUUCUUGAUCGUAUAUUACCAAAGUUGAAAGCCACUGGACACAGAGUUCUAGUGUUUUGUCAAAUGACCCAGUGCAUGACUAUCAUUGAAGACUAUCUCUCCUGGAGAGCUUUCCAAUAUUUGAGAUUGGAUGGUAUGACAAAAGCUGAGGAUCGUGGCGAACUGCUUAAGAAGUUUAACGACGUGGGCUCAGAUUAUUUCAUCUUCUUGCUUUCGACCCGCGCCGGUGGUCUCGGUCUCAAUCUGCAGAGUGCUGACACCGUUAUCAUAUUCGACUCCGACUGGAAUCCACAUCAGGAUCUCCAAGCGCAAGAUCGUGCCCAUCGUAUCGGACAACGUAACGAAGUGCGAGUCCUUAGAUUGAUGACUGUCAACUCAGUAGAGGAAAGAAUUCUGGCAGCAGCUAGGUACAAAUUAAACAUGGACGAGAAAGUCAUUCAAGCUGGUAUGUUCGAUCAGAAGUCGACAGGCUCUGAGCGUCAACAGUUCCUUCAGAGCAUUUUGCACCAAGAUGGAGAUGAUGAAGAGGAGGAGAAUGAACUCCCCGAUGAUGAUUUAAUCAAUGAGAUGAUAGCAAGGUCCGAGGAAGAGUUGGAAAUUUUCAAGCAGAUUGACAUUGAGCGUAAAAAGAAUGAAACACAAUCUCGACUUAUUGAGGAGUCCGAGUUACCUGAUUGGCUCGUUAAAAAUGAAGACGAAGUUGUUUGCAAUAAGGGGCAAGGCUGGAACUAUCUAGACGAAGACGAGACGCUAGGGCGUGGUUCACGACAACGCAAGGAAGUGGACUAUACAGACUCGCUUACGGAGAAGGAGUGGCUAAAGGCCAUUGAUGAUGAAUUUGAAGAGGAAGAAGAAGAAGAUGACGACGAUGAAGUUCUUGACAAGAAACGGAAGAAAGGACGUAAACGACGCCGUCCAGAGGAAUCUGAUGAAGAAGAGGCACCGAGUUCCUCAAAAAAGAAGAGUAAGACGGAAAUUAACCAAACAAAGAAACGAUUGAAGAUUAUUAUGAAGAAAGUUAUAGAUUAUACAGCUAAAGAUGACGGCCGUGUUUUAUCUGAGCCAUUCAUGAAGCUUCCGUCACGCCGCGAAUUGCCAGAUUACUAUGAUAUUAUCAAGAAACCUUUAGACAUUAAAAAAAUCAUGAACAGAAUCGAAGAUGGCAAGUAUAAUGAUAUAUCGGAUCUCGAACGUGAUUUCUUCACGUUGUGCGCUAACGCUCAGACAUACAACGAGGAGCAGUCCUUGAUAUACGCGGACUCAGUGCGUCUUCGCAACGCAUUUAUUGAAAUACGGCGUCGCUAUGAGAGCGGACAAAAUUCUGACGACUCUGAUGAUAAUGAUAAAGAUGAUGAAGAUUCGGAUGGAGAAUCUAACCGCUCUGUCAAAAUGAAGAUCAAGUUGAAGGGCAAAAGCAAAAGCACACCAUCGAGGAAGCGGAAACCACGAAAGUGUGUCUCAGAGGACGAAGAUUAUGAGGAGGAUUAAACUCAACUCAUUGCCCUUCUAGUAACUAACAAACACUUGAUCAAUCAUGUUAGGAAAUAUUUAAUAAGCCAAAUUAAAUUCAUAGAUUUACUAAUAGACAAGAUUCAACUAUAUUGCUUGAUGUAAUGGAAUAAUUAUCAGUUGACAUUAUUAUUGACAUUUAAAAUGUUAUUCUUCCAAAAAUGAUUUCUUGUAUAAUAAAUUAUCUCAUCUAUUUAAAAAAUAAUACAUGUUUACUUCAGUUAACAGAAGGGAGUUAGGAUAUUUCAAGUAGUUGCACUUAUGGUAACUAUUUGUUAGUAAUUAGUAAGUAGUUAGUAGUAAUAGUAAUGAAAUAUUGUGGUGUCCCAAAAACACACGAAGAAGGUACUGGUGCUUGCAUGUGGCGUUUUCUGGGACUAACUUAAAGUAUACCUACAGUUAAGGAUAAAAUGUACUUUUACAAUAUUCUUAUUUCUUUAUCAACUUUGAAUAGCUAAAUAUUAAUAAAAACCAGGUCAAAUAACAGACUUAUAUUUGCCUGAAUGGGCCAAAUACCUGGGAUAUUCGUUUUCACAAAUUAUAUUAUGACAUUGAACAUGAAAGCUUUCUAAAAUAUUAUUUAUAGUAAGACUUGAAUUGUUUGACAUGGAUUUUUAUUCUCUAGACAUCAAAACAAUGUUUGGAAUUUAGGUAUUUAGGGUAGCAUACUAGGAUUUAUGUAUGUGCUUU
Molecule: messenger RNA, 6033 nt
Organism: Spodoptera exigua (beet armyworm)
Lineage: Eukaryota; Metazoa; Arthropoda; Insecta; Lepidoptera; Noctuidae
Source: the annotation of a GenBank genome assembly